This is a messenger RNA of Ahaetulla prasina, 4845 nucleotides long. RefSeq names its product DTW domain containing 2 (gene DTWD2). Lineage: Eukaryota; Metazoa; Chordata; Lepidosauria; Squamata; Colubridae. The record is from RefSeq and is a predicted model, not a curated record. Bases 195 to 1040 code for a protein of 281 amino acids. The transcript is spliced from 6 exons.
CAGAGCCGGUCUUUCUUCACUUGUCCUUAGAGACAUACAUCAGGAAACAGGGGCGGACCAGGCUGCCUUUUUGGCUGCUUAAGGAUUUCAAGGCAGUCUUCCUCUAGCUCUGCGUGCCAAGACCCCAGGGAUCACUGCUGGCCCGUUCUGCACAUAAAGCCGUUCGAGUUCUGGAGUUACUGUCCGCAGCAGCCAUGGAAAAGGGGCCGGGGUCGGUUGAUGCGGCGGGGAAGGGAGAGGAGCAGCGGCAGCUUACAACUCCUGCGCCGGAGAAUGCAACUGAGGAAGGUGAAGAGUGCUGCGAAGGUCUCUGGGGGCUGCCCGUGGAGCUCAGCACGCGGAGACCCGAAUGCGGCCGCUGCGGUCGUCCUCAAAAGGUGUGCUUGUGCCCAUUCUUGCCAGUUCAUCCUUUGAAAGUCUCCACUUGUUUGUACAUUAUCCAGCAUCCGGCAGAGGAAAGUAGAGUGUUACGAACAGUACCUCUUCUAACUGCUUGUCUUCCUGAAGACAAAUGUAAAGUCUUGAUUGGACGACGCUUCUGUGAAGACAGGUACCCUGAAUUAGCAUCCAUAUGCAAAAGUUCAAAUACCUUAAUACUGUAUCCUGGAGCUGGAGCAACAAAUUUGGAAGAAAUGGAUUUGAGUUCCACUAAUUCCUAUACGAUCGUAAUCAUUGAUGGAACAUGGAGUCAAGCAAAAGAUAUAUUUUUAAAGAAUCCCCUUUUUCAAAUGCCCAAGCAGGUACAAUUAAAAACCAGCUUUUCAAGUCAAUACAUAAUCCGUACCCAGCCCACAAAUGCAUGCCUUUCCACACUUGAAUGUGCAGCUAUUGCCCUCGCCAUCGUGGAAAAAAAUGAUGCAAUUAAAGAGACUGUACUUCGUCCACUUCAAGCUCUUUGUGCUUUCCAGAUCCAGCAUGGUGCCCAAGUCCAUCACAGCAAGGAGCAUCUUCUUAAAAAUGGUUUAUAUGACAAACCAAUGCCAAAAAAUAAACGCAAGCUCAGGAGAAUGGAACUUUUAGUGAAUAAUGUUAAAAUUUAGAGGUAGAUUUAUUAUGUAUAGAUUUAUUAUGAAAGAUUUUUAUUCCUUUUAGCUAAUGAAGUGGAGUUAAUUAUGGAUUUGAUCCAAAUAAAAAUAUCCUAAAAUGAAACACAUUCACGUGGCUCCCUGCCCAGAAUUCAAGACUGAUACAAAGGCAAAAUGCCUGGGAAGCUUUUCGAAUUUCUGCCUGAAUUUUUCAUGAUAAUGAUGAAGCUGAAGCAAGAAGGAACAUAUAUUUUCUUAAGUGUUUCAAUUUGACUUAAAUUAAACCAUAAUUUGAAUGUUUUUUCCUUAAUUUCUUACUAAAGUGGAGAUAUGUAAUAUUAAUAUUGAUAUUGCAGGUGGGUAUUGGUACUUACUGUAAGUCAUGGAAAUCCUAGUAGACACAAGAAUCCGGAAUUCCUGUUUUUUCAACAGUUAACAAACCUGUUUUGAAAUAAGUGUAUUUGGGGGGGCUAGAUUUUCCUAUUCAUUAAAGCCUGGCAAAAAAUAGACAUUCCAAUCUUAAAACAACAAGCAAACAAAGAGUAUGAGACGCACUCCUCUUUCUAUGACAUUGCAAACAGACCAUGACAUGAAAGCACAAAUUUUAUUGUCGUGAUUGCAUUCUACUUUUUCUUAGUAGUAUUGUUGUGUUUAUGUCAAAAGAUUAUAUUUUUAUAUGAAUAGUGCAUUUUUAUCCAAUUUAAGAGCUAUUGUAACAUAAAUUAAAGAUUAAGAAGAUGAAAAAUAAUACCUUGAGUCAGUAUUAUCUAUCUACCCAUGUAGUUUGUCUAGAAAGAAAUGAAAUCAAUAUUUCUGAAAUUAUAAAUUGCAAGUAAAAACUGCUAAUUUGACAGAGAACAUUGCUAUUGUAUAGAGACCUACACGAAACAUGGAUAACUGGGAAGUUACAAGCAAUUAGGCAUUGUUUGUAUUGAUGAGAAAGGUACCAUUUAUUUUGCCUUAUUUCAGACUCAAUACCACAUACAUUAUUUUAUCCUGACAUUUGUUUUCAUUAUCAUGAAGACUACUUUUUUUUUUGUAAGAAUAUUUAAGUUUCUUAAAGAAAAAGAAAAAUUUGUACUUUAGAAGUGAGCCAACUAAUAACAUCGGAAUAACUUGGAAUAUCAGAAUUUUGUAAAUUCCAGCUAGUCAUACAUUUUCUUCAGACUUGUGAGAUUUAACCACAAACUCUCUCACAGUAGAUGAAUGAUUGACACCACGAAUAAACCUCCAAGCAGUCUAUUCACAAGGUUAGGGAAGGUAUUCAUUAUAAUUGUAGCAAAUAUUUAUGUUAUAUUAAAUAUUUCUGCAGUUGGAACUCUAAGUCACCAAUGUAAUCCUCAUGCACAUAGAUGCUUCAGUGGCACCUAUCAAGUCCUAAUUUUAACUGAUUUUGAACUACAGUUUUUUUUUAACUUAAUAUAAAUGCAAAUAUAGUACCAAUUUUCAAUUUCAAAUUUAUUUUGAAGAAUAUUGCUGAUUCCAAUAAAUGAUAUGUAGGCAUUGCAAGAAAUUAAAAAUUGUGGUAGCUGCAAUUCAGUGCUUGCAACUUUGCCUAUUUGUCCUGCGGAAGGGGGGAUGGGGGAAGCAAGCUGAGUAAUAGAAAGAAUUGGUUGGAAAAAGUAAGCAUGGCAUGGAAUAGCCUCAUUAGUUUGCUGUCUGCUAGUUGUGUUUUAUAACAAUCCAUUUUUUAAAGAAAAAUCACGGAAAGUUUUCAGAAGUUGAAAUGUAUUUACUGCUCCCAAAAUAUUAGAAACCCUAACACUAUAGGGACUAACCAAUGACAUUGAUCAUACUUUUUAAUAUUGUGAAAAUCAGUGGAUAGAUUUGCAUUCAUUUUGUCUGAAGGUUUUGGUUCAUAUAGAAGAAUAUGAAGCAUAAAAAUAGUUAAUAAUAAUAAUAAUAAUAAUAAUAAUAAUAAUAAUAAUAAUAAUAAUAAUAAUAAUAAUAAUAAUAAUAAUAAUUUAAUUUGUAGACCAGCUGAUCUUAUUGAAUAUAUUGGAUCUUUUUAAUAUAUUUUAAUAGUGUGUUUAACAUAUACUAAUACAUGGAAGACAAGCUGUGAUACUUUCUAUAUUGAGCUGCCACUAAAAGCAGAUUCAGAAUUUAAGUCGGUAGAGGUAAAAUUAUACAAAUUGCAUCGAUUUUGUGAUUUGCAGGUUGCAUAUUACACUUUGUUUUCAAUCUUUUAAAGUCCAAAAUAGUUUGUGGAAAAGUUGCUAAUAUGAUCUCCAUCUUGAUAAAUCAUAAUGUGCGUCACUAAAUUCCAUUCAAGAAAUAUUUUUUAAAAAUAUAUGGAUAUGGGUGUGAUUAUGUAUAUUUUAAGGAAUGAUUAUAUGUUUUUAGAGAUUUGGUGAAGAAGUUUAUGUACAAGGAAUCAAAAGAAUCUUCUUCACUUUUCCUGUAAUAAAACUGGUCUUGCAUACCACUCUGUCUUAUUAAAUCCCUGCUAUAGCAUUGCCCAGUUCAUAUGAAGACAAGAAUUAGAGUUCAAAGUAUUAAACAUCAAAUUCAAAUUGAAGUUCAUCUAAUAAGAACAUUUAAUAAUAAUAGCCUCUUAUUCUACCAGAACUGUUUUAUCAGGAACAUUUGAAAAAAGAUUAUUCUUCAUAAGGAUUCAGAGAGUCUCUUCUGAUUUGUAAAAAAUAAUAGGUAUAAAUAAAUGCCUCUUGCAUGAUAUGUGUGGCUAUUUUCUGUUUUAAACAGAAGAAAAGUAUUGUCAUUUCCUUGAACAAGAAUGCUUGAUUAAAGAGUUUAGGACGCAAAAUAUGUUUGCAAAAUUUUUCUGCAAGAUAGCUCUUCUUAACAUUGCUGAUUUCUACCUGAAAAUAUCUAAUGCAUUAUUCAGAAAAGGCAGAAGCAAAUGCUGAAUGACCCAGGAAUUUCAACGUGAAAUUAUGUUGGAACCAAAACAACUAUGUAAAAUGCAUGAUAAGAACUAAUGCUCAAUUUUAAAUUUUAAUUGGUUUGGUCUCAAAAGAAAAGCGGAGGCGCAGUUAGCGUACAUUCUUAAAAGGCACUUUGGCAUGCUACCUAUUAGGGCUAUUUUAAGUAACUUGCUCUAAAAAGGAAUUCAGGGGAGUACACUUAACAUGUAGUGGUAGCAAGUGGUAACUUGACAUGAAAAGAAAGGAACAAAGCAAAUCUUUAUAGAGUUAAGGGUGAUUUCCAUAUUUGGCAGUCAGUGCUGGUGUUUAAGAAAAACCUCUUUACCUCAUACUUGGACUAUCCAGUUGCUUCUUUAUUUCUCUAAAGACAUGGAUUGGAUGAUUCUGCUAUAGGGAACAAUCAAGCAUAAAAGAAAUUUUGCUUAAGGAAGAUUACCAGUCCAGUCUCUGGUAUAUCCAAAGUAGGGUUGGGAGUUUGUAUCUAUCACUGAGGAUCAACCUUUCUAAACAUUAAGAAAUCUGAAAUAUAAGAAAAGAAUGAAAAUGUCAAUCUUGCUGUAUCUGAUUCCAUCACUGCCACAUGCCCUGUUUUGAAAAGAAUAAAGUGGCACUUAGCCAAGAAAAACUUUCCUGCUUGUUUUUUUAAUGGCCUUUAAAAAAUCCAUCUAACAAAGACAACUUGAUAGUUUCUGUUUUGAGAAACAUAUAUUUUUAAUGUGCUUUUUUAAUUGAGUGUUACACAUAUUUUUAUUUCCAACGUUUUAUUUAAUCACUACAUCCUUUUAUACAGAUACAUACAGAUACACACACAAAUCGUUUAUAAAAACUUACAUAAAAAUGGAAAGACAGAUUAAAAAUGUACAAUCCCAGGUAAAAACAAUACUAAACUAAAAAAAGUUGUUUAUAACUUUUCGGGAUUAUAUAUUACCUUU